Gryllus bimaculatus (two-spotted cricket) is the source of this 1710-nucleotide messenger RNA. The record is from the annotation of a GenBank genome assembly. NCBI's taxonomy places the organism in Eukaryota, Metazoa, Arthropoda, Insecta, Orthoptera, Gryllidae.
UUUGGAAAUAUUAUUGAUGGAUUUGUUUUUUCUGUACAUUUCUAAGCUUCAAAGUUGACGAUGGCAGACUUGUAUACCAAGUUAACACCUAUUUCUUGUUCAUAAAUCGCGAGCAGUGCUUUUGAGGUUAUGUGUGUAUGACAUUGAUUCAAAAUGUGGACGAUUUGUUUGGGUUUCGCCGUUCACCUGGUUUUCCUCGUUUCCAUAUUUGAUAUUUAUUUUAAGUCGCCCAUAGUGCACGGCAUGUCACCGCAUGCUGCCCCUUUGGAGCCACCUGCCCGGCGGCUUGUGCUUUUUGUAGCAGACGGGUUGCGCGCUGACUCCUUCUUCGGGAAGGCUGACAGCUGCCCGUUUCUGCGGGAGAUCAUAGGCAAGCAUGGCACUUGGGGCGUGUCGCAUACGAGAGUUCCCACUGAGACACGUCCCGGACAUGUAGCGCUCAUUGCUGGGCUUUAUGAAGAUCCAUCGGCGAUCGCCAAGGGCUGGAAAGAAAACCCUGUGCAAUUUGAUUCCGUUUUCAAUCAGAGCCGAGAAACAUGGUCAUGGGGAAGUCCAGAUAUUCUUCCAAUGUUCUCCAAAGGCGCAAGCGGGAAUCAUGUGUGGAUGGAUAUGUAUGAUGCAGAGGAGCAGGACUUCUCUGGAAAACAUAAUACAACUCGUUUGGACUUAUGGGUUUUUGACAGAGUGAAGAAGUUUUUUCAUGAGGCUCAUAAUGACAAAACGUUGCUUCAGAGAUUGCAUCAAGACCGAAUUGUCUUCUUCUUGCAUUUACUAGGCUUAGAUACUGCUGGACACACCCACAAACCAUAUUCCAAGGAAUAUGAGGAGAACCUCAGGGCAGUGGACCAGGGAGUGCGGGAAAUUGUGCAACUGCUGGAGGAAUUCUACAAUUCUGAUAAUCGCACAGCAUUCAUUUUCACUUCAGACCAUGGGAUGACUGACUGGGGAUCUCAUGGCGCAGGAGAUGUGAGUGAGACUACCACACCUUUAGUGGUGUGGGGAGCUGGGAUAGGUGGGCCUCACCCAGCUGUACCUCGACGAACCCCAGCAAGUCCUUCUUCUUGGGGUCUGGGACACUUGGCACGUCGUGAUGUGGCCCAAGCUGAUAUUACACCUCUAAUGGCAUCUCUUCUGGGGAUCUCCAUUCCCGUCAAUAGUGUGGGUGUUCUCCCAAAAGAAUAUUUGGAUGUCCCGGAGCAGAUGUUGGCAGAAUUGGUUUUUGCUAAUGCUCGACAAAUUGCUGCUCAGUACACUCGCAAAAGAGAAAUGACAGAAGCAAACACUGUGGCAUGGUUGUACCAGCCAUUCCCUGCACUGGCUCAAAGUAAAGAGGAAGAAUUGGUGGAUGAGAUUCGUAGCAACAUCUAUGGGGGACGAUACAGGGAGGCAGUGGCACUCAGUGAAGUUUUAAUGAAGACUUGCCUAACUGGAAUAAACUACUAUGAGACUUACUACCAAGCACUGCUGUUGACAUGUGUGACAUUGGCCUUUCUUGGGUGGAUUUGCUGGCUGCUAAGCUCUUUGUUUUCAAGACCAAUGUCCGACAGCAACAAAUUUUAUGGCGUGAAUAAACUGUUAGAAGGAGGCAUUGGCCUAAACAGCAUCUUUCUCUCCCUGGUUGUGGGCACAGUCUACCUUGUGUGGAGUGAGUAAUUUUACAAUUUUUACUGCCUAUAGCAUUAAACCUUUAUUUGAUACAUAUAUUUUGGG